This is a messenger RNA of Bursaphelenchus okinawaensis, 2007 nucleotides long. NCBI's taxonomy places the organism in Eukaryota, Metazoa, Nematoda, Chromadorea, Rhabditida, Aphelenchoididae. The record is from the annotation of a GenBank genome assembly.
AUGUUCCAAAACCGGUACCGGCUUCGGAGCAUAUGGGAAGCUCCUUCAAUUAGUGGCUUCUUCUCUAAUGAUAUAGAGCCGGACUGAGAAUUUAUAAAAAAGAUAGAGCCGGAGCUGCAGCUAGAGCCAAAAAAUGUCAAAUUUUAGUAUUAAAAACCUUCGAAGCUGGAAAUUUGAAAUCUGAGAAAAUUUUGUUAAAAACUCUUUAAAAACCCCCGCAGAGUCACGCCCAAAACUUUAUUAAAAAACGUUUUUUGUAAAAUACGGCUUGCAUUUUUAUAAAAAAUAAAUUUUAUUAAUUUCUUUUUUUAAACCUUAAAAUUCAAAAUAUUAACUCCCCAUAGUGACAAAUUUAGUCAUUUCAGUGACACAUCAGUUCGAACUCGGAAGCCAUCAGAAACGUCGAAGAAGAGCCAAUGUCAGUUCAACUUGCUGGAAGACGUGGUCACGAAUUGGAGGACAGAGACCUUGUUCAACACCAAAAAAGUGGCCAUAUCCGACGUGGCUUCUAGCGUGGAUCGGACUGACAUUGCAUCAAUGAGCACUGAUACCCAUACGGAUCGGAGGCGGUAGGUUUUGAAAAAGUUUUUUUUAAAAUUUUUGGCCAUGUUUACCACGCCAAAAACUUCAAAACAUUCAAUUUUGUUACCUAAAAUCUAAAAUUCCAGCCGAAAUUCCAACUACACCAUUUGUGACGAGCACCAUUGGGACCACAAUCAUCAUUUGCACAAGUUGAGUACGGCUUCAGUACGACCCUCAAACUCGCUGCCACUUUUCAAGAAGCCCAUAUCUAUAGAUAUAUCACCAGACAAACCUCCAUAUAGUCCGAUCGAAGAGGAACUGACACCAAGAGCGCCUAACACAACAUACUUUGAUCUACAUGAAGAUGACAGUGAAAGUUCAUUGGAAGUGGCACGAAAAUUGGCCAAGAUUAGUGGCCCUCAAAGCACGUUGGAGCCGGAAGAGCCGAUUAAGCGAAAGGUAGGGGAAGGGUUGGCAACUUAUUAUAGAUGUUUUUUGAUGUUAUUUUAGGUUAAGACAUGAUUGAUGAUGUUUUAGAUAAGUGAAGUGCUGCUAGGAAAAGCUACGGUGGAUAUACGAAGAUGUUCUACCUUAUCAGCGUACGUUCGAAGGCCGAAAGCUACAAAAUACGCCAUGGUACGACGACAAUCACUGUUUGAAAACUUUAGGCGGUAAGUCUUUAUAUAAACUUAAAGUUACAGUACUGUGUAGGUACCGUAAUCCUAUAAUUAAUUAACAAUAUUACAAAAAAUAACUUAAAAGUUACUGUAUGAUACUUCAGAAGCAUGAAGAAGCCGUUUGGUCGAAACGGUACAACAUCCUCAAUGCCUAGUCAAAAUGCGAUGAGAAAGAGAAGUCGUGGUCUGCUGAAGGUAAUUAUACUAUAUCAUGCCAUAUCCUACCCUACCCUACCUUAUCCUGCCCUACUCUGCCUUACUUCAUUCUACCGUAAUGCCCCCUACUGUCCCCUACUUGACCCUGCUUUACCCUUCCUUACUCUACUUUACCGUAAUGCUCCCUUCCCUACCUUAACCUAUCGUAUCCUAUCCUAAUACUAUAUUUAAACCUACCCCCACCUUAUUUUACCUUGUUCUAUUCUAUCAUGCCCUACUUUACUCUACACUACUAUAACAUAAUAUAUCAUACCACACACUGAACUAAGCCAUACUAAAUAAUACAUUGUAACUUUACCUUACCCUACAGCAUAUUAAACCCACCUAUCACUUUCUAAAAGCUUAUCAAUGAACUUUUCAGUUCCAAGUAGGUGAAAGCACCUCCUACUCAUCUUCAAUGUCGGAGCCUUCAAGGCCCGAAUCCUUGUCGUUAUCGCAGCAAUCGUCGUCGCGUCGCCAAGUACCGCCCUAUCUCAAGCUAAGUCAAGUUCAAAACGACUCAAUCGAAUCCUACUUCACCGCCUCGAGUGUUGUGAUUAACAUUGAGCCAGAUGAAGGAGAAAUCACGCCUAAAGCGCCUAAUCAAACUUAA